Molecule: messenger RNA, 630 nt
Organism: Peronospora farinosa
Lineage: Eukaryota; Oomycota; Peronosporomycetes; Peronosporales; Peronosporaceae
Source: the annotation of a GenBank genome assembly
AUGGACAAUAGCAGCUGGAAUUCCGACGAUCGAUGGCAGGAUUCCAACGAUUCGUCAUCUCCGGGCUCUAAUUUCGACUCAAGUGCAACAAGUGGUCUCGAGUUUCCCGUGUUGCCCUCAAUACCAUCUGGUAGCAUUGAUAUUGGUGCCAUUGCCCCUGUCUUUGGUGUCGCUUCAUACGAUGAUGAUGUCGAUUAUUUGGACUAUGAUAAAGCUGGUCGCCCUUUUAUGGAACAAAUGAGUGGUUCAUGUGGCACGGCCUAUUUCUCAGGCAUUAUUGGUGGUGGUGCUUAUGGUGCAUUGCGAGGCUUUUCCCGUUCACCCAGUACCAAGUUUAAAAUUAGGAUGAAUUCGUUAUUGAAUGGUGCUGCUACACGCGGUUCCAAAGCUGGCAAUGCACUUGGUUGUUUGGCUAUGAUCUACAAGGCUAUCGAGUAUGUCGCAGACUCGGCGGAGAUUGAAAACAUUGUCAAGUUUGAUCAAGUGACGCCCAUUUUAGCGUCAGCAGCUACUGGAGUGUUUUAUAAGUCGACAGCUGGUCCCAAGGCAAUGGUUUUGGCUGGUGCGCUCGGUGCUGGACUCAUGACGGUGGUGCAGCUUGGCAUCAAACCCUUUUAUCCGCGACUAUAG